Chelmon rostratus (copperband butterflyfish) is the source of this 2163-nucleotide messenger RNA. RefSeq names its product heat shock protein b8 (gene hspb8). The transcript is spliced from 3 exons. Lineage: Eukaryota; Metazoa; Chordata; Actinopteri; Chaetodontiformes; Chaetodontidae. The record is from RefSeq and is a predicted model, not a curated record. Gene Ontology annotation, molecular function: protein homodimerization activity. Gene Ontology annotation, biological process: cellular response to unfolded protein. Bases 168 to 833 code for a protein of 221 amino acids. Gene Ontology annotation, cellular component: nucleus; protein folding chaperone complex; cytoplasm.
GGCUGCGCGCUGUUGGUGGAUCUGAGUGUGACUGAUUGCGUGACGGUGAUGCGCGUAAUCCAGAAGAGAUAAAGUUUUACCACGCGCAGACAUCAGCAGCUGUUUUUCCAAAAGAAAAAGUUUGGCACAAACUGCAGAAGUUCAGCUGGUCUUGAAGGCAGCGGGCCAUGGCAGAGGGAGACUUCUACACCAUGGGGAGCCGGCAGAGGUUUCCCAGGGACCCGUUUGUGGAGUCGCCGUUCAGAGAGCAGUCUCCGUUCAGGGAUCAGCUCGCAUCGCGGUUUAUGGACGAUGACUUUGGGAUGCCGCCUUUCCCCGACGAUCUGGCGAUGGACUGGCCGGGCUGGGCUCGGCCGGGUCGGCUCAGCACGCGCCUCAGUCCCUCGCCCUUCAGCAGCAGUUUACGCACAGGUUUCCCCUCGCGUCAGUCCACGGCGGGCCCCGCGCUGUACACCAGCAGGUACGGCGAGCCCUCCUCCCGGAGCUCGCCCACCACCACCGGCGGGGAGCCCUGGAAAGUGUGCGUGAACGUCCACAGCUUCAAACCAGAGGAAUUAAACGUCAGGACGAGAGACGGAUUUGUAGAGGUGUCAGGAAAACACGAAGAGAAGCAGGAGGAAGGAGGCAUAGUGACAAAGAAUUUCACAAAGAAGAUCCAGAUCCCGAUAGAUGUGGACCCUCUGACCGUUUUCGCCUCCUUGUCCCCUGAGGGCGUCCUCAUCAUCGAAGCACGGCAGACGCCUCCAUAUUACCUGUUCAGCAAUGAUGGCUCCCAGGGUGGCGACACACUGGAGGUGGAGGCCUCCAAGCCCCAAGAGGCCCCUAUGGUCUAAACACCACCUUUCCACUAGCAUAACAAGUCAUCCUGCACAACUGAUUACAAGUUUGACAUGAAAUGUGUGGCCUUCAGCUUCAUGUUGUUAGACACCUGGAAUUAAAGAGUGUAAAAUAUGUGAGGAAAGUAGGUCUUGUUUGACAUUCUUCUUAAAGCUGCACAGAGUUAAGUUCUGAAAAAUAUCGGCUGUAUGAUAAAAGGAUUUUUAACCUGUUUCCCUUGUUGCAACUUUAUGAUUGCCAUAAAUCACACAUCGUCUUAAUCAAUUUGUACAAUUUAAACCAAACGUAACAAUACAUAUAUACACAUAUAUAUUUAGGUUGAACUUAUAUAAUAGAAAGUUCAUAUAUGUGUGUAUAGAUAGAUAGAUAGCAUUACUUUCUAUCAUAUGUUCAAACUAAAUAACACUUUUCUUAUAUCGUGUGUUUAGAGUGAGGACGUAUGUGAUCAUACAUAUGUAAAUAAGAAAUAUAGUCACAGCUUGAGAAACAAGUUAAAAAUCUUUUUCACGGUGCAGAAGAAGGACAUUUUUUUUAAUCCGCAUUGCUACAAGAGUCUGAAAAAUUUAGAAACAUCUCCAGCAGUCAAGUGUUUUGAAGAUCGUUUAUUGUUUAUUUUGAGAAAACUCUACAGCUCAAUGACUGUAAUGGCAAUAAUGAAAAACUGAUUUUUGAGUACAGAAGAUCACAAAUGUUGAAACAGCUACAGCUUACUGUCUUGUGCAGCUUUAAUAUAAUCUACUGGUGCAUAUUAAGUUUAUGCAAGAGCUGCUGGGCCACCUAUACAUUAGAAGUCAAGUUAAUAUGACACUGUAUAUGAACUUCUCAAGAUCAAAUUUAUAUAUUUGUAUUUAUAUUAACAUGCAAUUAAUUUAGGGGAACAGUAUUUGCAUCAACAUACUGUAUGUGAUUUAUGUGGUUUAAAAGACAUCACAAAUGUGCCUUUAUUUCUCGAGUGCCUUGACUUCCUUCAGUUUAAUGGUUGUUUAUCUUUUGAGUUAAUGAAUGUCACUGAACUGACAAGAAACAAAAGUAAGUUACCUUUUGUGGCUUCAUUAGAGGGUGAAUUGUGAGCGUGAAUACUGUAUUCUACCAAAGUGUAUUGUAAAUAUACUUUACUAUGUGCCAAUCCAUUCUAAAUAUUAAUAAGUGUUCCAGGUUUUGCAAUAUGGUUUGCAUUUUUUUUCUAUUUGAGUAUUCAGAAAAACGGCUGCAUGACUGUUGGAGCGGACAGACUGACUUGUAUGCCAAAGACGUUUGUUUCCUGCCUUCUUUUCUGUUGAUGUCUUUGUAUUGGCUGACGCAAUAAAAAUGUCCAGCCAAUCUCCC